AUGUUAUGUUUAGCUGUAAUUGAUCAAUAUCUUGUAACAUACACAUGUCCACGGUGGCAAAGAUGGGCAAAUAUCAAAGUAGCUCAUCGAAUGACAAUUCUUGUUUCGAUAUUUUGGGCAGCACAUGCUGUGUUAUUCUUCAUUUAUAUCCGAGAUCUGUCACCGACAAAUGCAGCUAUUUGUAGCUCAUUCGAUCCUAUGUUUGCACGAUAUGAAACGUAUGGAGUUUAUUUGACAAUAAGCAAUCUUUUCCCAUUGGUUGCAGUACUAUUCGGUAUAUUGGCGUAUCGAAAUGCUCGAACACUAACAACGAGAGCAAAUCCGAUGGUUCGUCGUGAAUUAGACAAACAACUGACAGUUAUGGUUCUUGUCGAAAUCAGUGUUUAUAUGUGUACGUUUAUACCAUUCACAAUCACCAGUGGAUUUUUAUCAUUAAUUACAAUUGAUGAUCCUGUUGUUCUUGCUCAAUUAAAUUUGGUGAACGCAGUUGUACUGACAUGGAAUAUUUUAUCAUAUGGGAGUUCAUUUUAUACAUAUAUUAUUGUAUCGAAACGAUUUCGGCGUCAAGCAAAAUACGUUCUAUAUGACAUUUAUAUGAAUCGAUUUCGACAGAAUCGUAUUUAUCCAAAUCAAACAGAGAUAGCGAUCACAGCAAACAGUGUACGAGACGUUUGA
Adineta ricciae is the source of this 675-nucleotide messenger RNA. Lineage: Eukaryota; Metazoa; Rotifera; Eurotatoria; Adinetida; Adinetidae. The record is from the annotation of a GenBank genome assembly.